CUCGACAUCUUUACAGCGGAUUAGAAGGCGAUUUCGUGUCUGAACCGGCUCUUGAAUCAACUUGCUGGAACCGGUGUAGCUGGCUAAGCUGCUUCAGACACUUCAACCCAUUGCCGCUGUCAACCCAGAAAUGGCCGGAUCCAGAAAGCGCAAGCACGCCGAUUGCUCGGACGACGAAAGUCCGGUGAAAACCAACCCAGACACAGGGAACGGCUUCGGAGUCGCACAAACCCUUGCGUCCCUUCAGAGGUCGACAUCGGAAUCAAACGACAACAACGAGAACUCUGCGACGUCCGACGCCGGGGCCGAUAAGGCGCCGAAUGGAGCUCAGCGACCGAGCAAGAAGAAGCGUGUGGAUGGUGUCAAGACCAAGUACCCCGUCCUCACCUACGUCGAAGGGCGAUUACAGUCAUCCAUUCGGAUCGCAGACCUACAGGGUCUGCUCCUAUACUGUUUUGCCGAUGGCAUUGCACCACAGUGGAUCUCCAUCAAGCACUCCGGCUAUGUACGAAAGAUUGUGGUAGUGAUGGUACCCGGCCUGGAACUUGGGAUGCUGGAUGGAUCUAUACCGCUGGCACCGGAGGAGACCAGCGAACAAAUGGACGUGGACAAGGAUACAGAAACUACGGAGAAACAGGAGGAGGAUCCCAAGACGGCGGACUUUGCCCGAUGGAAGCAAGGCCUGCCUCUGGAGGAUCGGUCCCACCGGUUCAACCCGCGGCCGUUGACGCGGGAGAGUCUCCCAGAGCCUCUGCAGUCGUUGGCCGAUAUGUUUCCUCACGCUUGGCCGGUGAAGGCGCCUGGAGACACGAAGUACAACAAAGUGCACUCGCCGCUCCAGGCGAUGCUCCUCACGCCACUUCCGAAGAAUAAGGAGAGCAACAACACGAAAGGUCCGAAACCGGUCAGGGUCGACAAGAACCAGGCUUCCCAGAGAACGCCAAUCACUACGUUUAUCAGUUCCGUCGCGGAUCUGCGCGAAAACGACUACGUCCUACAUCCGGCUCUCAUGGCCAGCGAGCAAGAGAGGUUGACUUUAGCGGAGAACCGCAAGCGAGCCGGUCAAUCUGCAGAGGAUGGAUGGGCUGAUACCCACGUUGAAUGUCUAGAGGCUGGCCAGGUACCGGAGGCUGAGAUCCAGCAGGGAAGCAUGACCGCUGGACGGGACGUAUUGGCGCUGGAUUGCGAAAUGUGUAUCACGGAGGGAGGCCAGUCCGAACUCACGCGGGUUAGCUUGGUCCGCUGGGACGGGGAGGUUGUCCUCGACGAGCUCGUGAAGCCACAAAAGCCCAUCAUCGACUACCUCACUCGAUUCUCCGGCAUCACAAAGGAGAAGCUCGACCCCGUCACCACCACCCUCGCCGACAUUCAGCAGAAGCUUCUCACCAUCCUCACGCCCCGAGCCAUCCUCGUCGGCCACUCCCUCAACUCCGAUAUGAACGCCCUCAAGAUGACCCAUCCCUUCAUCGUCGACACCACCUUCAUUUACCCCCACCCACGCGGCCCGCCCCUCAAAUGCAGCCUGAAGUGGCUCACUCAAAAAUACAUGGGCAAGGAGAUCCAAAAGGGCCAAACCGGCCACGACUCCAUCGAAGACGCCCGCGCCGUGCUCGAGCUCGUCAAGCAGAAGUGCGAGAAGGGCGAGCGCUGGGGCACGGGCGACAAUUCCAACGAAAGCAUCUUCAAACGCCUUGGCCGCACCACCCGGCCUGGCAAGCACACUCCCUCAACCAACAACAACACAACCAAUAAUACCCCUGAAGGCCGCACCGGCGCCGUUGUCGACUGGGGCAACCCCGAGCGCGGCUUCGGCGCCCAGGCGACCGUCGCAAUCGGCUGCGUCGACGACAACGACGUCGUCAACGGCAUCGCCUCCGCCGUCAACGGCGACAACACCCACCUUUCCAUCCCCGGCGGCGGCGUGGACUUCACCUGGGCGCGUCUGCGCGAGCUCGAACUCCACCGUGGCUUCUGCAAUCGUCUCCCCGACCCCAACAACGCCAACGAAUCGACGGCCGUGGUCCCUGCCGCCGAGGAAACCACAGCAACAACAACAACGUCCAGUAAUGCCGCUCCCACCGCAGCAGCCAUAAGUACGACAUUACCCUCUGAGGAGAAAACAGAAGAAGAGCGCCCAGCAACGACGCCACAAUUAUCGGAUGUGGUCAGCCGGACGGUCGCGAACAUCCAGCGCAUCUACGACGCCCUCCCGCCCUGUACCUUGUUCAUGGUCUACUCGGGCACCGGGGACCCGCGCGAGGUCGCCCGUCUGCAGGCGAUGCACAAGCUGUUCCGCGAGGAGUAUAACUCCAAGAAGCCGUGGGAUGAGCUGAGCGUCAAGUGGACGGAUACGGAGGAGCAGGCACUCAAGAAGGCCUGUGAGCGGGCCCGCGAGGGCUGUGGGUUUAUGUGUGUAAAAUAGAUGUGUACUGUGUGUGUUUCCCGCUCAUCUAGAGCGGUUGGUGUCUUGGAAUGGUGAAAAUUGGGGGUUGGAUCUCGAAUCAUGUAUCUACUUUGGGGGAAGGGAGCUUCAGGUACUCUACCAAGCCAUUGAUCUAUUUGUGGAUUUAUGUGGCUUUGCUUGUGGGACUUACUCGAUCCGGGUCUCAUGUAUGGAUCAUAGAUACCAUCUGAUUGUUAUUUUGAUCAAGGGAG
Messenger RNA from Aspergillus brunneoviolaceus CBS 621.78, 2655 nucleotides. Its product is annotated as RNA exonuclease. The record is from RefSeq and is a predicted model, not a curated record. Gene Ontology annotation, molecular function: exonuclease activity; nucleic acid binding. Gene Ontology annotation, cellular component: nucleus. NCBI's taxonomy places the organism in Eukaryota, Fungi, Ascomycota, Eurotiomycetes, Eurotiales, Aspergillaceae. Bases 131 to 2422 code for a protein of 763 amino acids. The transcript has a single exon.